AAUCAAAAUAAUCAAAAAAAUGCAUUAUUUCGGUUUUGUCGAUGCGAUAAUUAAUUUCCAUCGUUAAUUAAUUAGUCUUUUCUGCAUUAAUUAUAGUUUCGUGCAAAUUUCCUAUCACCAUGUGCCAUACUUUAUUGUUAUAUCACAAAUCCGAAUGAUUUUUACGUGUGUUUUAUGUUAAAAUUCGAAACCCUUUCAGCAUGAAAUUUAAUAAACAUUUUUGGAUAAAACUAUUUGUAAUAGCUUUACACGCGAAUGAAAUAUUCGCUGCGUUUUCCGGAUUAUACGUAGAUAAUGGCAAAGGCCAAACUGUCAUCGAACGAUUCAUCUCGAGGAAAGAAAAGCUGAAAUUUGAACGUGAAAUGUUGAGCAUUUUAGGUUUACCUCGUAAACCGCGAAAAGUGUUCAAUUCUUCGGAACUGGAAACCUCAGCUCCUAAAUUUCUACUCGAGGUUUACAAAUCCUUGGAAGGAAGCGAGGUUGAAAAUGAUUUCAAUUUGGGAAGCGACGAUUACCGUUCGGUAAAAGAAAGCGAUGCUAUAAUGACAUUUUUAUCUCACACUGAUCACGUGAAUAGUGUGAGACACGAAAAAGGCAAACGAUUAUGGUUCGACGUAUCAGAUGUGCCAGUAGGAGAUACCAUUGUCAAUGCAGAAUUACGUUUAUACAAGCAACUCAACAGUGAAAUGAUGGACGAUACGAAAUGCACUAUAAAUGUUUAUCAAGUUGUGUUAGAUUUAAAUGGAGAUAAGCAGUUGGAAUUCGUCGAUGCAGUAAACGUGACCGGAGAUUACGAAGGAUGGUUAGUUUUCAACGUUUCGUCUCCUCUUCUAAACUGGGUAGCUUUUCCAACCUCCAACAAAGGACUCUAUUUCUCGGUUCACAAACACUUGAAAUCACUACACGAAAUCCAUCCGGAAAACUUGGGUAUAAUUUCGACCUCUAGUUCGGAUGGCGAAAGUCAACAACCUUUCAUGGUGGCGUUUCUCAAAUACGGUGCGAAUAGUCAAAAGGCAAAAAUACGUCGUAUAAGAGAUACAACAGUUCGAAGAAAGAAGAAAAUCGAAGGAAGUUCUAAUCAGAAAACAAAUCCUUUCUAUGCUCCCGAAUCUCCUUGGUCGUUGAGAAAUUGUCAAAUACAAACAUUAUACGUAAAUUUCAAAGAUCUAAAUUGGCACGAAUGGAUUAUCGCUCCCGAUGGAUACGCAGCUUACUAUUGCAGCGGUCUUUGCGAUUUCCCUUUGAAUGCUCAAAUGAACGCAACUAAUCACGCAGUUGUGCAAACAUUAGUACAUUUAGUCAGUCCUGCCGAUGCGCCGAAAGCGUGCUGUGUUCCAACGAAAUUAGGUUCGAUCGCUGUCUUGUAUUAUUUGGAAGAUAAUAACGUUAUUUUAAAAAAGUAUCGUAACAUGAUAGCUAAAAGCUGCGGUUGCCAUUAGAGCUUUUGGUGGUUUUUGAAAUGUGCUCUCUUUCAUAAAGACGUUUAGUUGGUUUAAUUUUUGUAUCCUAUAUACUGAAUCUGGAUAUUUCUUUUGUCCUUGAAGACAAACGUCGUAUAUUUGAUGUCCGUUCAGCAUCAGUCUAUUUCAGUAUUAAAUUUUAUAUUUAUUUGUAUAUUUGUCUACGAGUUGUAGUAUUGUUAUAUAUUUUAUUUUUAUUUCGUUAUUUUACAAAUUAAUUCGAGUGAGCUUUUCAUUCGCAAAUGGAUGCCAUAUUAAAUUUAGAUAUCAAAAUAUUGUGCCAUGGUGAUUUAUGCAUGAAGCGUAUUCACUUUCGAAAAUCUCGUAUUUGUACUUGAAUGUUAUUUUAAUAUUCUGAAUUUACGUAUUUUAUACUUGAUGAUUUUGUUCUUUCUAUUGUGUAUUGUACCCAUCAUGUUGUGUUGGCCAAACGAAAAAUAAAUAUUGAAACUUUU
Planococcus citri (citrus mealybug) is the source of this 1915-nucleotide messenger RNA. RefSeq names its product protein 60A-like. Gene Ontology annotation, cellular component: extracellular region. The record is from RefSeq and is a predicted model, not a curated record. The transcript is spliced from 6 exons. NCBI's taxonomy places the organism in Eukaryota, Metazoa, Arthropoda, Insecta, Hemiptera, Pseudococcidae. Bases 201 to 1439 code for a protein of 412 amino acids. Gene Ontology annotation, molecular function: growth factor activity; cytokine activity.